This is a messenger RNA of Opisthocomus hoazin, 2274 nucleotides long. Its product is annotated as WEE2 oocyte meiosis inhibiting kinase. The record is from RefSeq and is a predicted model, not a curated record. Gene Ontology annotation, biological process: protein phosphorylation; mitochondrial DNA replication; mitotic cell cycle. Gene Ontology annotation, cellular component: mitochondrial nucleoid; nucleus; cytoplasm. NCBI's taxonomy places the organism in Eukaryota, Metazoa, Chordata, Aves, Opisthocomiformes, Opisthocomidae. Gene Ontology annotation, molecular function: ATP binding; non-membrane spanning protein tyrosine kinase activity; single-stranded DNA binding.
AUGGAUGACUGGGACAACAGUGAUGAAUUUAUUCAGCGACUGGAUUUUUCCAGUUGUGGUGAAGAGAGUGAAGACAGAAGCGUAGACGAGGAGGAUGCCCUGAGCUCAAGCCCACACCAGAGCUGCAAGUUCCAGAACUGGCAAGGGAGCAGUCCUCUGCCAGCAACCCCUCAGGGAAAGCUUAACGAGGCUUUCCCCAGCAGGAGGAAAGCCUGGGUGAGUCCCACUCUGCAGCCUUCCCCGGCCGUGAGCAAGAGCCAGGGUAAUCCUGAGACACCACUGCACAUCACCUGGAAGAAACUGCAGCUCUGUGACACCCCGUACACUCCCAAGAGCCUGUUAUCGAAGACAGCUUUUCCUUCAUCUGGGACAAAGAUGCCACCCAAAGGCUUCCGACAUCUGAGAUUUACUCCUGGUGCUGACUCAGAUGACUCUGCCCAAGCCUCCCUUGUCAACAUUAAUCCCUUCACACCAGAGUCGUAUCGACAAAUGCUCUUUCUGCCUAAUGGCAAGAGGAAGACCAGAGGAGAACUGAGGGAUCCUGAUCCAAGAAGCCAGAUAAAACAGGAGCUCCCUACCAAGAGAUAUCCUCUGAAAGAGAGCAACAUGGUUUCCCGCUACAAGAAGGAGUUCCUGGAACUAGAAAAAAUCGGUGUGGGGGAAUUUGGAUCUGUCUACAAGUGCAUCAAGCGCCUUGAUGGAUGUGUUUACGCCAUCAAACGCUCCAAAAGGCCUCUGGCAGGAUCCUCGGAUGAGCAGCUGGCACUGCGGGAGGUUUAUGCUCACGCUGUCCUUGGACACCACCCCCACGUUGUGCGCUACUACUCAGCGUGGGCAGAGGACGAUCACAUGAUUAUCCAGAACGAGCACUGCAACGGUGGGAGUCUCCAAGAUGUGCUGCUGGAAAAUGCGAAGCUUGGCCAGUAUUUCCCAGAAGCAGAGCUGAAAGAAAUAUUGUUACAAGUCUCCAUGGGGCUCAAAUACAUCCACAACUCUGGCCUUGUGCACAUGGAUAUCAAACCUAGUAACAUCUUCAUCUGUCACAAGCUGGCAGUUGAGAGCCCUGCUGGGCAGGAUGAGAGUGACAGCGAUGAUGAAUUCUCUUCCGGUGUGGUGUAUAAGAUUGGUGACCUUGGCCAUGUGACAUCAAUAACAAACCCCCAGGUGGAAGAAGGAGACAGACGGUUUUUGGCCAAUGAGAUUUUGCAAGAGCAAUACUGCUAUUUGCCGAAGGCAGACAUCUUUGCCCUGGCACUCACAGCAGCUCUAGCAGCCGGCGCAGCACCGCUGCCUCACAACGGGGCCAUGUGGCACCACAUCCGCAAAGGCAAUGUACCGACGAUGCCCCAGAAGCUUCCCCAUCGCUUGCUUGAACUUCUCAAGCUCAUGAUCCAUCCUGACCCAGUGGAAAGACCUUCUGCCACAGCUCUUACUAAACAUCCAGUUCUCUGCCCUUCACAUGGGAAAGCUGUGCAGCUCCAGAAGCAGCUAAACAUGGAGAAGCGCAAGACUGCCAUGCUGGAAAGGGAACUUAGAGCAGCCCGCCUUGCCCAGACCCUCAUGAAGGACCAGCCCUUAGGAAGUGCCAAGUUUCAAGAGCCUGAAACCUCUUCUAAGCAGAAGAGCAAGCGCCUGGUGGGAGGGAAGAGCUCUCGCUCAUUUAGCUUUACUUUGGGGGGCAAGGACUCCUUGCCUGACGCAGGGGAGCAGCCACUGUCGUGUCGUGUGCUGGUGCUGCGCCAGUUUGUAAGACAUGAGUCUGACACGGUGGGCUCGUUGGUGCUCGAAAGAUCCAUGAACCGUGUUCAGUUACUCGGCCGGGUUGGACAGGACCCUGUCAUGAGGCAAGUGGAGGGAAGAAAUCCCGUUACCAUAUUUUCUCUUGCAACCAAUGAGAUGUGGCGAACAGGGGAAGGUGACACGACCCAGGGAGGUGAUAUCAGUCAGAAGACAACAUGGCACAGGAUCUCUGUCUUCAGACCGGGCCUCAGGGAUCUUACGUAUCAGUAUGUGAAGAGGGGUGCUCGACUCUAUGUCGAAGGGAAGAUAGACUAUGGUGAAUAUACGGAUAAAAACAACGUGAGGCGGCAGGCCACAACAAUUAUAGCAGAUAAUGUAAUUUUUCUGAGUGAUGGUAGUUCGAAAGAAAAGGCGUGAGGUCGUUAAUGCUUGGACCCAGGCCAUUUCAUUCCUUUUGUGUUACAGUGCUUCGUAAUUCUGUAAUCAUGUGUAUUGCUGUAGUUUCUUUAACAAAUAAAUAAAAUGUUUGAUACC